AUGGCGGCUGUCAUGACGGAAUUUGAGCCGUGGUUGAACAAUAAAUUAAAAUCCCUUAAAACUGAUGAAGGUGUUUUUGGAUCAUAUAUAUCGGGUAUUUUGGAAGCUGAAGAUUCUAUAGAUGAAAAGAAAGAUGCAUUAGAAGGCAUACUUUCUGAAAUUGUGGAUGCAGAUAUUACCAGUCAUGUUAAUGAAAUAAUAGAGAAAUGGGAGUCUUGCAAGCCAAAUGAUGAGGGUCCUAAGCAGGUAGCAGAUAUAGAUGUUGAUAUUCAGUUGACAAAGAUGCUAGAAUCUCAGUCCUUUGCGACAACUACGCGACGAGAGUACACAGAUGAAGAAAAGAAGAUCCGUGAAGCAAUAUUGUCUCAGUACAGCCAACUAUCUGAUAAUGAGGAAGAAACAACUUUUGUAGAUGAGACAGAGGGAUCUGAACUAGUAAAAAAUACAAAUGCAUUAGAUGUUGCUGCAGCAGCUAAAGAGCGCCGUGAACUAGCAAGACUAGAAGCACAGAAAAAAAAAGAAAAGGAUAGAGAAGAUAGGGAAAAACAAAAGCAACUAAAGGAAGAAAAAAAGGAAAAACGUAAAACACAAAAAUCAGAAAAGAAAAGGUGA
This is a messenger RNA of Pieris macdunnoughi, 612 nucleotides long. The record is from the annotation of a GenBank genome assembly. Lineage: Eukaryota; Metazoa; Arthropoda; Insecta; Lepidoptera; Pieridae.